Messenger RNA from Penicillium waksmanii, 1317 nucleotides. RefSeq names its product NAD(P)/FAD-dependent oxidoreductase. Lineage: Eukaryota; Fungi; Ascomycota; Eurotiomycetes; Eurotiales; Aspergillaceae. The record is from RefSeq and is a predicted model, not a curated record. Gene Ontology annotation, molecular function: sarcosine oxidase activity; saccharopine oxidase activity; flavin adenine dinucleotide binding. Bases 1 to 1317 code for a protein of 438 amino acids. The transcript is spliced from 3 exons.
AUGAAUUCGAGCAAUCCCUCCUAUCUGAUUGUCGGCGCCGGCGUCUUCGGCGUGUCGACCGCCUACCAUCUCAUCCAGAAAUAUCCCAACGCCAGUGUGACUUUAAUUGACCGAGAUGCGUACGACGCAGAGUCACGCGUGGCUGCAUCAUGGGAUUGGAACAAGGUAGUUCGCGCGGACUAUGAUGACAAAAUCUACUGCAGACUAGCCCUCGAGGCUCAGGAAAUUUUCAAAUCGGACCCUCUUUGGCAGCCAUUUUUCCACCAGACAGGUGUCUAUUGGACAUGUCGCAGUGACUAUGCACAAAAUGUCAUCAACAUCCAUAAAGAGCUGGGACGCAAUGACGAUAUAAUUGCUCUCCCAGUCGCCGAGGCUCGAAAGCUCUACGGCGGGGUUUUCGACAAUGCUGAUUACACCGGCGUGAAGGAGGUUUUGGUGAACAGAGCCAGUGGCUGGGCGGCUGCUGGUGAUUCACUCCGAGCAAUCACCAAACGGUGUAUAGAAUUGGGUGUCAAGUACAUCACGGCCGACGUUGCGACCUUGGAAUUCGAUGGUCGCGGCUCUUGCACUGGUGUCAAGACGAAAUCCGGGGAGGUGGUGUCUGCUACAAAGGUCAUUGUGGCUGCGGGAGCAUUCACGCCCACAUUACUGGAGUGGAGUGCUGCGAAGAGCGGAAAUGCAGGUCUACGAGCCGGAGAGCGAAUCCUGGCCGCUGGUAUAACGACAGGAAUGGCACAGCUGAAUGAGGAGCAAUAUACGAAGUACAAGGAUAUGCCGGUUGGUUUCCAAGGAUAUACACCAGCUGAGGGCAAGCCUUUUAUUGGCAGCAUUCCACCGACCAAAGAUGGAGAGAUGAAAUGGUGGGGAUCGAAGAUCUUCACAAACACUCGAGAAGUCCUGCCAGGUCGACACAUUUCGUCCCCUCCACCCACACACGAUUACAACCAGUGGAAGGUGCCCGGACCUUUGAAGCAGGAUAUUGUCGAAUCUCGAAACUUGUGGUAUGGACCUAAGAGUGCGGAUUGGAAUAUGACGAAGCACCGAAUCUGCUGGGAUGCUUUCACCACUUCUUCCGAUUUCAUCAUUUCACCCCACUCCGCUUCCAAGGGUCUUUAUGUCGCGACGUGCGGCUCAUUUCAUGGGUAUAAGUUUUUCCCUGUACUUGGAAAGUACAUCACACAGAUGAUCGAGGGUGAGCUGGAGUCCGAAUUGGUAGAGAAGUGGGCUUGGGAUAGACAGCGUCCUGAUUCUUCGCAAAACGUUGAAUAUCCGAACGCCGAGAUGAAGCAUCUGUUGCAGCCCGCAGCGAAGCUCUAG